GUUGCCAAAGAAAUGCAUGUUGAGACAGAUGGCACACUUUUCAUCAUCGCAUCAUCAUUUCAUCCUGAACAAGCUUGAUGUUUUGUUCAAAUCUGUCAAGGAAUUGUGAAAAUAAGUAACAAAGGGAGGCUACUGCCACUGUGGUCAAGAUGGAGUACACAUUUAGAGCCGUAACUCACUCUCCUGGGAUUAUAAUCUGGAGAAUUGAGAAAAUGGAGCUUGUUCCAGUUCCUGAGAAGUCAUAUGGACACUUUUAUGAGGGUGACUGCUAUGUUCUUCUCUAUACCCAGAAAGUGAAAAGCGCCCUGCACUACGACAUCCACUUCUGGAUCGGCUCACGGUCCUCUCAGGAUGAACAAGGCGCAGCGGCCGUUUACACCACGCAGCUGGAUGACUUUUUGGGUUCGAUGCCGGUCCAGCACAGAGAGGUUCAAGACCACGAGUCCGAUGUGUUCAGGGGCUACUUCAAACAAGGAAUAAUCUACAAGAAAGGCGGCGUUGCAUCGGGCAUGAAGCACACUGAAAGCAACACCUACGACAUAAAGAGGCUGCUUCAUGUCAAAGGGAAGAAACGGGUGGUCGCCAAGGAGGUGGCGCUGUGCUGGAAGAGUUUCAACCUCGCCGACGUGUUUUUAUUGGACACGGGUAAGGCCAUCAUCCAGUGGAAUGGGCCGAAGAGCAACAAACAGGAAAGACUGAGGAGUAUGUUGUUGGCCAAAGACAUCCGAGACAGAGAGCGGGGAGGUCGGGCGGAGAUCAAGGUCAUCGAGGGCGAUGCGGAGGACAACUUCGCUGAAGACAUGAAGAUUCUGACCGGCGUUCUCGGGGAGAGAAGCGUCAAGCUGACUGAUGGACUUCCUGAUGAAAACCAUUACCAGGAACAAAUGGGCAAAGUCACUCUUUACCAUGUGUCAGAUGCCAAAGGUCAGAUGCAAGUAACAGAGGUCGCGGGGAGGCCACUUGUUCAGGAACUGCUCAACAGUCACGACUGCUACAUCCUGGACCACGGUGGCUCAAAGGUAUUUGUUUGGAAAGGGAAAAAGGCAAAUAAAGCUGAGAGACAGACGGCCAUAUCCAGAGCUUUGGAGUUCAUCAAGGCAAAAAACUAUCCCAGCACAACCAAUGUGGAGGUCAUGAAUGACGGCGCCGAGUCGGCUCUUUUCAAGCAGCUCUUCCACACGUGGACCGUGAAGGACCAGACUCAAGGCCUUGGCAAAGUACACACAAAGGGGAAAGUUGCUUCUGUUACACAGGACAAAUUUGAUGUCUCUCUUAUGCACAUGACGCCGGAGAUUGCAGCACAAGAAAGGAUGGUAGACGACGGCACAGGUCACGUGGAGGUAUGGAGAAUUGAGAAUGUGGACCUGGUCCCCGUGGAUCCUCAACGUCAUGGCUACUUCUAUGGAGGAGGCUGUUACUUGAUCCUUUACACUUACCUGGUAAACAACAAGAAGAACUACCUGCUCUACAUAUGGCAGGGGCGUCAUGCCACACCGGAUGAGCUGGCAGCAUCUGCUCUUCAUGCCAUAGAUAUGGACCGUAUGUAUGGCGGGGCACCAGUUCAAGUGAGAGUUACCAUGGGCAAAGAACCGAGACACUUUUUGUCCAUUUUCAAAGGAAAAAUGGUCAUCUUUGAGGGGGCCACAUCCAGAAAAGGACUUUCUGACCCAGACCCACCAGUAAGGCUGUUCCAGGUUCACGGUUAUGAGGCCUCCAAUACAAAAGCCAUUGAGGUUCCAGCACUGGCCACCUCUCUCAACUCCAACGAUGUGUUUGUGCUCAGGAGUCAGAGCGUACUUUAUUUGUGGUGUGGAAAGGGAGCGAGUGGAGAUGAGAGGGACAUGGCAAAGGAGAUCGGCUCCGUCAUAGGACACAACUCGGAGGGCACCCAUGCCCAGAUUGUUGCGGAGGGUCACGAGCCUCUAGAAUUCUGGGACCUGCUCGGAGGCCAGGCUCCAUAUGCCAAUGACAAAAGGCUGCAGGAGACCGUUUUGGACCACGAACCACGCCUGUUUGAAUGCUCCAAUAAAUCGGGACGUUUCAUCAUGACCGAGGUGACCCAAUUCACACAAGAUGACCUCAAUGAAGAUGAUGUCAUGUUAUUAGACACAUGGGACCAGGUGCUUCUAUGGCUCGGCAACAACGCCAACAAGGUAGAACGCAAAGAGGCAGUGGUGAGCAGUCAGGAGUACUUGCGCUCGCAUCCAGGUGGUAGAGAUCCUGAAACCCCGAUCGUCUUAAUCAAGCAAGGGUUCGAGCCUCCCACCUUCACAGGCUGGUUCACCGCCUGGGAUCCUUACAAAUGGAGUGUAAGCAUUGAAAAAGAAAAGGAGGGGAAGAGCUACGAGCAACAGAAGAAGGAGCUAGGGAAUCUAACGUGCCCUGCUGAUGAUGUUGAUGUUCACAGCAGUGGCGAAAGUGAUGCGGGGUUUCAUUUUUUUCCUGUAGAGGUUUUAGUCAAAAAGCCGGGCAGCGAGCUGCCUGGAGAUGUUGACCCCACACACAAAGAGCGAUACCUCACUGAUGCCGACUUCUGCGACAUAUUUGGAAUCACCAAAGACCAAUUUGCAGGCCUCCCACGUUGGAGACAGCUCAACUUGAAGAAAGAAAAGGGCCUCUUUUGAUAUAAUUCUAGCUUCACAUCACACUUCCCGUAUAGCCAACUAUUGAGCUAAUCCACAUACACUUCAAUCAUAAUGGGCUUUUCUGUUCUGAUGGCAGACUUUACUGUUCUUAGUGUGCCAGAGGUUUACCUCGACCUGCCUUCAUCUGAAGCUCUUUUUUGCCACCUGCUGGGCAUAAUUUUACAACACGGCCAGCUAAAAGAUUAGUUUUGUUGGAAAUGGAUACAUUGAUAGAUUUAGUGACAUAAUAUGUAAUUAACAUUUUGUCAUACUUCUGGCGGAGGUUCUGUACUUUGUUGCCUGCUUAAAACAUUUGACAUGAAAGCAAAACCAUCAUAAACAAAACAAUCUUAAA
Molecule: messenger RNA, 2979 nt
Organism: Syngnathoides biaculeatus (alligator pipefish)
Lineage: Eukaryota; Metazoa; Chordata; Actinopteri; Syngnathiformes; Syngnathidae
Gene: avil
Product: advillin
Exons: 20
Coding region: 150-2624 (824 amino acids)
Biological process (GO): actin polymerization or depolymerization; actin filament severing; barbed-end actin filament capping
Cellular component (GO): actin cytoskeleton; cytoplasm
Molecular function (GO): phosphatidylinositol-4,5-bisphosphate binding; actin filament binding
Source: RefSeq, a predicted model, not a curated record